Peromyscus maniculatus bairdii (prairie deer mouse) is the source of this 4145-nucleotide messenger RNA. RefSeq names its product sphingosine-1-phosphate phosphatase 2 (gene Sgpp2). Gene Ontology annotation, biological process: sphingosine metabolic process. The record is from RefSeq and is a predicted model, not a curated record. Gene Ontology annotation, cellular component: endoplasmic reticulum membrane. Gene Ontology annotation, molecular function: sphingosine-1-phosphate phosphatase activity. Lineage: Eukaryota; Metazoa; Chordata; Mammalia; Rodentia; Cricetidae.
CUCGCCCGGCGCCCGGAGCACCCGGCUGCGGAACGCCAGGCCAGGGCGCACGCCGAGGACACGGACGCGCGUGGCUGCAGGUCGGAGAAGCAAGCGGGGUCGCGGCUCACCAUGGCCGAGCUGCUGCGGAGCCUGCAGGAUUCGCAGCUCGUGGCGCGCUUCCAGCGCCGCUGCGGGCUCUACCCGGCGCGGGAGGACAGUCCUGGGGAGAACGGCCCCUCCGAGAGGACGACGAGGGUCUCCGAAGUCGCGCAUCUCCCCGCCAACCCGCAGGCUUAUGUAGAGAAGCACGUUGUGAAGAAUUAUUUCUACUAUUACCUGUUCCGGUUUUCAGCCGCCUUGGGCCAGGAAGUGUUCUACAUCACAUUUCUCCCAUUCACCCACUGGAAUAUUGAUCCUUAUUUGUCCAGAAGACUGGUCAUGAUAUGGGUUUUGGUGAUGUACAUUGGUCAGGUGGCCAAGGACAUCCUGAAGUGGCCCCGGCCCUCGUCCCCUCCCGUGGUGAAACUCGAAAAGAGAGUGGUUGCAGAAUACGGAAUGCCCUCCACCCACGCCAUGGCAGCCACUGCUAUAUCCUUCACCCUCCUCAUCUCUACCAUGGAUAGGUACCAGUACCCUUUUGCUUUGGGCCUGACAAUGGCUGUUGUGUUCUCUACGUUGGUGUGUCUCAGCAGACUCUACACUGGAAUGCACACGGUCCUGGAUGUGCUGGGCGGCGUGCUGAUCACCGCAGUCCUCAUCACCCUCACCUACCCGGCCUGGACCCUCAUCGACUCGCUGGACUCCGCCAGCCCCCUCUUCCCGGUGUGUGUCAUCGUCGUGCCGUUCUUCCUGUGCUACAACUACCCCGUGUCCGACUACUACAGCCCAACCAGGGCAGACACCACCACCAUCGUGGCUGCCGGGGCUGGGGUGGCCCUGGGAUUCUGGAUUAACCACUUCUUCCAGCUGGUGUCCAAGCCCACCCCGCCCCUCCCUGUGAUUCAGAGCAUCCCACCCCUCACCACGGACAUGCUGGUUUUGGGGCUGACCAAAUUCAUGGUGGGCAUCGUGCUGAUCGUCCUGGUUCGGCAGCUGGUGCAAAAGCUCUCCCUGCAAGUGUUAUUCUCGUGGUUCAGGGUGGUGACGAGGAACAAGGAGGCCAGGCGAAGGCUGGAGAUCGAGGUCCCCUACAAGUUUGUCACCUACACGUCUGUCGGCGUCUGUGCCACAACGUUUGUGCCCAUGCUGCACAGGUUUCUGGGACUGCUCUGAGACCCUGAACAGUUGGAAACUAGUCCGAUAAUGUGAAAGGCAAAAAACGUGAGAAAGCCGUCAGUUGGGGCGAUCUCAACCCCUCCUAUGUAAGGAAAUCUUAGGUAAUGUUUUUUUGUUUGUUUGUUUGUUUUGCUGAUGUCAUAGUGAUAACUCCUGCUGUGGCACCAGCAGUGUGUUUGGUCUGCAAGGACUGUGCUCCCGUUGACCCCAGCCUGCAACCACACCUGUAAGGCAACCAACCCCUCCCCUUUCUGUUACAUGGACUUAGGACCCAGUCUUGGGUGGACAGGAACUGUGGCCUGGCUUGAAAUGGCUUCGAGCCCUAUCGGGCUCCAGAGGGCCGACAGACUUGAGGUAAUAUGAAGGCAGAACACUUCUUUUCCGUUCCAACCUUGCCUAAUGCCUAGUCUCAUUCCCCAACCUGGAACUGGGUUUGGGAGAAAGGGUGGUACCAUGGAAAACUGCACUCCUUGGGCAGAGCGACGUCUUGUGCUGUAAUCGGACUAAACUGUGCCUGAGUGGGUGGUGAGACUCUUCUGGAAUAGUUUCCUGUGCAGAGACUCUAAGACUGUAGUAGCAGAGCUCGGAGGCCCCCAGGAAGAGCUUGCUCUCUACCAGCCCACCGUUAGGGAAACAAGAAGCUGAUCCUCCUUGCACAGAGUUCGCAGCAUCCCAGGUUUCGGUUCCUGCACUAGUCUAAGCCACACAUGACGGGCUGCUACCUCCUCGCAGGUGAAAACAGGACACGCUGAGACUCCUGCUCGUUCUUGCUUGGUCUUUGGCACCUUCAGUUUAAGUAGCCAUAUAAACUUGGAAAGCACUGGAUCAGCACGAGAAUGGAUGAGCUUCGUCCUCUGGAAGUCUGACCAAGAGAGGCUAGGCAGCCCUGACAUUGCCUCAUCUCCCCCCCCCCGCCCCAAUACCCCUAACGUUACCUCAUCAUUGCUCAGCUACGUUCUAUAGUUUUUUGUUGUUUUUUAAUUAUUCACCUGCUAAGCAGAAUCAGGGACUCCCUCUCAGUCUUCCCACCUCGUAUCUCUUGGCAAUUUUAAGGGCCAUUCAUGCAAGAACAACUUCAGACUAUUUUGGGAAAAUAAGCCAAUUCAUUAUAGCACCCAUUAAACCUAGCAUGGUCCUCCUUAGAUGCAGCAGUUUUUUAGGAUGACAGCAAUACAGAGCUCCUUCCCUGGACUCCUCUGCAGAACCAUGAUCAGGUAUCAGCCCAUCCUGAAAAGAUGCUGUAGAUGCAUAGUUACCGAUCUUUUGAGGGGUGGUACCACUGAGGCCAAUGUUUCAUGAUCCUAACACCUCAACACUAUCCACACAUACUGGACAAAAUUAAUCCCCACCCCUUAAAAGUUACCAAGGUUCAGACCUUUGCAUUCAGUGUGAAAACCAAGAGCAACAUAUUCUCUGAUUUGGGAAUGAUGUUCUCUGAUUUUGGAAUGAUGUUCCUUGGUACUGAACACAGUGUUUUAAUUUCUCAAGAAUAGUUCUUGGAGUGGGCAUGGCGGCACACGCCUUUAAUUCCAGCACUCAGGAGGCAAAGGCAGGCAGAUCUCUGUGAGUUCGAGACCAGCCUGCUCCACAGAUCCAGUUCCAGGGCCACAAAGAGAAACCCUGUCUUGAAGACACAAACAACACACAAACAAAAAGAAUAACAAAUAUUCUUCACAAAGUGCCCACUUUUAACUUGACACUUCUCUCAUUUAUCAUAGUUAAGAGCAGGGAUCAAAAUAACCCAUCAUUUGCCUGGUUUUGCUCUGCCGGUGUUUCAGCUCCACGGCUGGGGUGCUACAAGCCCUGGCUGACGGGUUCUCUCACCCAGGCCAGCCUCUCUAGGGCAUAGCUGUUGAUGAGGCCCUUUCUUCCCUCUCCCCACGCCCAGCUACCAAAUGAGAGCUUAUAAUACCGGCUAAUAUUUUCGCAGGAUGGUUUUAGUCGGUUUGUCUGAAGCCUAGUGACAAAAGGCUUCGCUUCCUCCGUGUUUAUCUUUGCAAAAGAAGGGCUACAUCUACUGUCACAGCAGCGGGGCGUGGUGAUUAAGAUGUUUUAGUCCCAACAACGGGAAAGCUGACCACUGUCUGGGUGCAUUUAAGGCCGUGUUUACAUAAUUUAGAUGGUGGAUGAAUAUAUUAGCCACACAGCAUUAAGCAGUGGCCUGAGAAUUGGUCAUGACUGGCCACUCUUGGAUGUACUUGAUGACCUCCAAUGGAUGGAGAAAUUAUUUGUUGGAGAUGCCAAGUUUAGGUUUGGAUUCCGACAGUACUGGUUUUAAAAGCUAUUGCUUGAUCCCUUUCAAUCCACUUCGUUCACUUCUCAGAGCACCUCCCCCUAGUGAAUUCUCUCUUGUGUCCCCUCGGAACACUUGGAUUUUCUCUCUGGGGAAAGAGUGCCCCCUGCUGGUUAAGAUCCAGUCUCAGUCGAAAGGCCCUCUUGAUCUGGGCCGUCAUGCUCACCGGACCAACCUUGACACCAAAGCUUUUAGGCAUAUUGGCCCCUCCGGGAAUCGGGAAGAAUAACACACCCUUCUCCCAUCUUGCUUCUACUCCAAGGCCAAAGCACCCAUCUAGAACUUUCCAAAGAGCUGUCAUUUUUGUGUCCUAUUUGCUCAGACCUGUGCCAUAGCCGAACAUGCUGGAAAAAGACAUAGGCAAGACCCCUACACUAACACCCUUUGACAGAAGCCACUAAAACCCUCCACACUGUGCCUGGUCACGGGAUUUUCUUGCCCCAAUACACAGCGCAUCUUCCCAGGGUAAUCACAGCAUGUGGUAUUUCAGACCAUAUGUUUCAGGUUUCUAUUUUGGAAGGCUUCAGCUGUCUUGCUUAUGCACUGUAUGUAAAUUUAUUCUUUUUAAAAUAAAAUCUCUUUUGUUUGACUGUGA